AUGGCGCUUUCCCAGAGAUCAGCGCAAGCCUUGUGUCGUCUCCGCCAGUACACACCGCCGGCGACGCAAUGGCACAACUGUCCCCUUACCCGACGCGCUGCGGUACUCAUCCUGCUCUUCCCCGAUAGCCAUGGCGAGCUCAAGGUGGUGCUUACGGUGCGGAGUGCGCAGCUUCGGAAUUAUUCGGGACAAGUUGCACUGCCCGGCGGUAAAUCAGAUACGCUGGAGGAAUCACCUUGGGAAGUCGCCCGCCGCGAGGCUUACGAAGAGAUUGGACUUCCGUUGGAUGAAGCAAAACUUCGGGGCUUCAAGUUAGAGCAUCUCUGCGAGCUGCCUACCAAUUUGGCGAAGACGGAACUUGGAGUGCGACCUUGCGUUGCUUUUCUUGGCCCGGACAGUGGGUCGUCGAUCAACCCUGCUUCUUCUGAGGUUAGCAAUGCCUCUGUGGAAGAGACGCUCAUACCUCGCCUCGAUCCCAAGGAAGUAGCCGCCGUUUUUACUGCACCAUUUCAUAAUUUCCUGCGAAAAGAAUGGGAGGGCAACGGCCCAGCGCCCGUGCAAAAAGACGGUAGGCCAGAGAAGUGGUAUAGGGGUGCUUGGACAGACUGGCACGAAUCACGCUGGAGGAUGCAUAACUUCUAUAUGCCAAGAAUUCCGCAUUCGCCCUCAGUGUUGCGCAAGCCGUCGCAAUCCGCAGAACCUUUGGCCGACAACAUGGAACCUUCUGGGGGGGAUGCUCGACCUGCGCCUACAGCAAUUGACAGUCUGAGCACGUUCAGGAUAUUUGGAAUGACAGCUAGGAUCCUAGUCGAUGCAGCACGUGUCGCGUAUGGUGAAGAGCCCGAAUUCGAGCAUAACAGUCAUCAUGGAGACGAAGAAAUGAUAGCAAACCUUUUGAAAAUGGGCCGGCUGAGUGAGCAAAAGAAACCGGGCGAGAUGCUGACCAAGCAGGUACUUCGCGAGGCGAGUAAGAUGUAG
Bipolaris victoriae FI3 is the source of this 978-nucleotide messenger RNA. RefSeq lists its product as hypothetical. The coding region runs from base 1 to 978 and encodes 325 amino acids. The transcript is spliced from 3 exons. Gene Ontology annotation, biological process: coenzyme A catabolic process. The record is from RefSeq and is a predicted model, not a curated record. Gene Ontology annotation, molecular function: acetyl-CoA hydrolase activity; coenzyme A diphosphatase activity. Lineage: Eukaryota; Fungi; Ascomycota; Dothideomycetes; Pleosporales; Pleosporaceae.